This is a messenger RNA of Owenia fusiformis, 2379 nucleotides long. Lineage: Eukaryota; Metazoa; Annelida; Polychaeta; Sabellida; Oweniidae. The record is from the annotation of a GenBank genome assembly.
GCAUACCGCAACCUAAAUGGAAUUCUUAUGAAAACAAUAUACUUUACACGGAGGAUAGUUUAAGUCGAAUCAAUAUUAAUAUACAAAUAUAGACAUAUUGCUUUAAAAAUAAGAACAGACAGAUUUUUAAGGACAUUAAACACUUUAAAAGGAAGCCUUGAACAUGUAUAUUCUGGAAUUUUAAUAAACAAAAGCAGAUUUCAACAUGGUCAAAAUUAGCCUCCCAAAAUCGGAAUGGUAUACCAUAAGAAGAUAUAAUCCAACUGCUUAUGAUGCGCAGAACAUCAACAAAAUUCGGAAUUAUAUUAAAAUCAUUCCUAUAAUCGCACUUGUGAUUUUGACUGUUAUAUUUUUACUAAAUGCAAUGCUCUUCAACAAAGUUGCAGAUCAAGUGACAAAUAGCAAUGACAUGCCAGUUGACAAUAGAGAACUCUUGAAAUCAGUUGUGAAAAGAUCAGAGAGGAACAACAUCACAUCAGUUAAGAACAAUACUACCCCCAAAGGGUACAAUAACAACAUCAAUAAUAGCAGUAUGACCAAGCAAGAUAGGAUGGACGCUGAUGAUAUUCCAUACUUCCUGUUUACGAUAGAUCGAUUAUACCUGGUGGAUUCAGGAAAGGAGAAAAAUGUUGUAGAGAAGCCGAUUGGCUUAAGGAAUAAAGACAUACAAGAGGUUAUAAAGCAGGGUGUGAAAGAACUCAAUAAAUUACGACAACCACAAAACCUGAGUCUUUUUACAAAUCAAAAUUUUGUUGAAGGCAUCUACAAAACCAUACCAAGAGAAGGAAGUAUUUAUGAGCUACAGUUCAGUGACCAAAACAAUGGGUUCAAAGCUAAUGAAUAUCACAGAAUAACAUUAAAGAGACCGAUGGCACCACUACAAGUGGUUGAAACUGCAAGGACACCGGCACCAAAACAGCUCAUCCAUCUUAUCCUCCCUGUUAAAGGCAGGAUACCCACAUUAAAACAAUUCCUGAAACAUUUCAUCAAGGUAUGUGUAAGACAAGAUCGAAACGUUUACCUGACUAUUGUGAAUUAUGGCUUGGAGGAUCUUUAUCGCAUCAACUCCAUUGUUCAGUAUGUUAAAUACACAUACAAUUUCAAAAUGAUAGAUUUUGUGACACUAAAUGAACCAUUUUCUCGAGGCAAAGCAUUUCAGGUUGGCGCAACCAGGGGACCAAAAACUGAUGCUUUGAUGUUCUUAUGUGACAUCGAUAUGAUGUUCUCUCAAAAAUUUCUAGACAGAUGUCGCCGUAAUACAGAAAGAGGGAAAAGUGUGUAUUUCCCAGUGGUGUUUAAUCAAUAUAACCCAAACAGGGUGUAUCCUUUGCUUGGUAUGAAAGUACCUCGGGUUAAGAGGCGCUUAGUCAUCAAUAAAAUGACAGGAGCUUGGAGAGACUAUGGCUAUGGAAUGGUCUGCCAGUAUAAAUCAGAUUUCGAAAAAGUAAAAGCCUUCGAUGGAAAAUAUGACGAAUGGGGAGGUGAAGAUCUAGAUCUUUACCAGAAAUACAAGAAGAGUGCUUACAGAAUUGUACGUGCGAUAGAUCCCAGCAUUAUCCAUAUAUGGCAUGAGAAGAAGUGCAAUCCUAAAUUGCCAAAUGAUCAAUACAGAAAUUGUGUGCGAUCAGCUGCUAAAAAUGAAGCUUCCCGAAUUCAACUUGGACUAUCAGUGCUUGGGAAGAAAAUUGACAAAAAGAGAAGUUAUAGGGAGAAACUGGUGUAUUCAUAUAGUGAUGGAUUGAUGAUCCGAGACCAGUUAGGAUAGGAUAAAUAAAUAAAAUGUUUAUCCUCUAAUCAUUUAUUUCUAUUGACAGUGAAUAAGGACAAUUCUGGCCUUUAUGGAAAGUAAAUUCUGAUUUUAGAAUAUUGUAAAUGAUUAGUCAAAUUUUCAUCCCCUGAUAAUUCUACAAAAACAAAAACACUGAAAAUGGAGGAUCCACUAUAUAUAAUAUACAUGUACAUGUACCCUGGUAUAUGCAAUGUACAUUCACCACAACUUAUGAAAAGAGUCUAAAGAUAUAAUGGCCUCUAUGAUGGCAUAACUCUAAAUGUGCCUGUUUUAGCUUAUUAAUGCAUAAAAGCUUUCAUCGAUAAACUAGUUAGAUAUAUAUAUUAGAUAUAUUUUACUAUGUGUACAACCAAUUUUAGGAAGUAGAAUAGAUCUUAAUAUUAAUGAUGACCACACAUUCAACAUGUUUACAACAGAAUGUGGCAAAUCCUUAUAUCACAUUGACAUGUUCAUUAACUAUACUUUUAAUAUUUAAAGUGAAAAUGCAAAUGCUUCAUACGCAUGUAAAUAGUUUUUUAUAUAGAAAAACAAACGGAGAAAAUAAAUAAAUAUAAGCUGUAAUUAUAUAUCUGUAUUGCCUCACAAUAGAA